AUGACUGUUGAAGGUCUUCUCGCCGAGGCAAACUCUGUCAACAACUUUCGAUUCCGUCAAGUUGAAAAGUGCCCUGGUGCCAAAGCUAACGGUGGAGAUGGAGUUUCUCGACCAAGCGAAGAGCGAGUUCAAAAACUCGAAGCUCGAGUUUCUGAACUUGAAGAUGUUGUCAAAAAGCUGAGCAGUUUGAUUUCAAACCUUAAUUUAAGUUCAUCUUCGAAGCCUGCAGCUGUGGCUCAGACCGAAAGUAAGCCCAAGCAGGCUCCUCAGCCAGCCAAGAAGACUGAUGAUGACGACGACGACGUCGAUCUUUUUGGCUCUGAUGAUGAGGUCGACGAAGCGGCUGAGAAGCUGAAACAAGAACGCUUGGCUGCCUACGCUGCCAAGAAAUCCAAGAAGCCCGGCACUAUUGCCAAGUCCAACGUCAUCCUCGAUGUGAAGCCUUGGGACGAUGAGACCAACAUGGCCGAUUUGGAAGCUGCUGUGCGCACAAUUCAAAUGGACGGUCUGGUUUGGGGUGUGUCCAAGUUGGUUCCCCUUGCUUACGGCAUCAAAAAGCUGCAGAUUGUCUGCGUUGUUGAAGACGAAAAAGUAUCAAUUGAAGAACUUUCCGAGAAGAUCGAAUCAUUUGAGGACUUUGUUCAGUCGGUUGACAUUGCCGCUUUCCAGAAGAUCUAA
Messenger RNA from Rhagoletis zephyria (snowberry fruit fly), 678 nucleotides. NCBI's taxonomy places the organism in Eukaryota, Metazoa, Arthropoda, Insecta, Diptera, Tephritidae. The record is from RefSeq and is a predicted model, not a curated record.